Messenger RNA from Mustela lutreola (European mink), 4312 nucleotides. It is a transcript of the gene EIF2AK2, whose product is annotated as eukaryotic translation initiation factor 2 alpha kinase 2. Gene Ontology annotation, molecular function: double-stranded RNA binding; ATP binding; protein kinase activity. The record is from RefSeq and is a predicted model, not a curated record. The transcript is spliced from 17 exons. Lineage: Eukaryota; Metazoa; Chordata; Mammalia; Carnivora; Mustelidae. Gene Ontology annotation, biological process: protein phosphorylation. Bases 377 to 2008 code for a protein of 543 amino acids.
GGGAGCCCGGGUCGGAGGGUAGGAAGGUCCUUGCGCGCCUGGUGGCCUCCGGACGACACGUGGGUGCCAGCGCGUCCGGCGCGAACUCCGAGCGCGGUUCCAGUUUCGCGCGAUCCAGGAGCGGGAGGGGGCCGGGCGGCCGCGGCGGAAGGCGGAGCCCGCGGGGAAAACGAAAGCGAGAGUGAGCGGUCCGGACCCCGCAGGAGCUCGGCGGCGGCGGUGCGGAGCUUUGUGGAUUUCAGAAUUGCAGACCAGGAGCACCAUUUGUUGAGGGGAGGACUCUGCUGGAUGUUUUUUGUCUGAUUUCUCUCCCACAACAACCUCUGAAUCUGCUGUUUUUGUUCCUGUCUUCAGGUCACAAAGGUUACUAGAAGAAAUGGCCAAUGUGCGUCCACCAAGUUUUUCUAUAGAAGAACUUAAUACAUACUGUCAGAAGCACAACUUGGUACUUAAGUAUUAUGAACUGUCUAAGAAAGGACCUGCACAUAACUUAAAGUUUACAUUUCAAGUUAUCAUAAAUGAGAGAAAAUAUUCAGAAGCUGAAGGUAAAUCAAAGAAGGAGGCCAAAAAUGCUGCAGCCAAAUUAGCUAUUGAAAAACUUAACGAAGAAAGCAAGGCAGUUAGUUCUUUAUCACUGACAACAACAGAUACUUCAGAAGGACUAGGAAUAGGAUCCAUUGAGAAUUUCAUAGGCCGUUUGAAUAGGCUUGCCCAGAAGGAAAAGCUAUCUGUAAAUUAUGAACAAUGUGAACUGAACAAAUCUGGGCCAGAAAGAUUUUAUUAUAGAUGCAAGAUUGGACAGAAAGAAUAUGCUGUUGGCGAAGGUGCUACUAAGCAGGAGGCAAAACAGAUGGCCGCGAAAUUUGCAUAUGAGCAGAUAGAGUCAGAGAAGGCCUUCAUGAAAGAGGACUCAGCAGCAUCCAGUGAUUCUUGGACUACUUUGUCUAGUGACUCCAGAAACAGCACUUUGGUGAAAAACAUAUCUGCCUCUAAAUCACCACUUGAAAAUGAUUCCUCACCAAAUGCACCGGAAAGAAAUUGUAACAGCAACAGUGUCAACACUUCUUCAUCUCCUCUGAGCAAUGUCAGAAGUAGUGAAAAGAAGGUGAAAAGAACUUUGGCACCUACCUUUAACUCUCCUGUGAACAAAGAAAACAAGUACACUGUGGAAGAAAGGUUUGUUAAGGAUUUUACAGAAAUAACACCGAUUGGCUCAGGCGGAUAUGGUCAUGUUUUCAAAGCAAAGCACAAAAUUGUUGGGAAGAUUUAUGUUAUUAAACGUGUUAAAUAUGAUAAAGAGAAUAAGGUAGAGCGUGAAGUAAAAGCUUUGGCAGAGCUUCAUCACCCAAAUAUUGUUCAGUACUGUAAUUGCUGGGCUGGGGAAGAUUACCAUCCUGAGGACAGCGAAAAUCCUUCAAGGUCAAAGAUCAAGUGUCUUCUCAUCCAAAUGGAAUUCUGUGACAAGGGGACAUUGGAGAAAUGGAUUGAUGAAAGAAGAGACAAGACACCAGACAAACCUUUGUCUCUGGAAUUAUAUGAACAAAUAGCAGAAGGUGUAGAGUAUAUACACAGCAAAGAGCUAAUUCACAGAGACCUUAAGCCAAGUAACAUAUUUAUGGUAAAUACAAAGCACAUAAAGAUUGGAGACUUUGGACUUGUGACAUCCUUGAGAGAUCAUACAAAUCGGACAAGUAAUAAAGGAACUCUUCGAUACAUGAGCCCAGAGCAGAUUUCUUCACCAGAAUACGGAAAAGAAGUGGAUAUCUUUGCUAUGGGGCUAAUUCUGGCAGAACUUCUUUAUAUAUGUCCCACUCUUUCAGAAACAAUACAGAUUUUUAAAGUGCUAAGGGAUGAGAAGUUCCCAGAUGUGUUUGAUUCCAGAGAAAAAUUUCUUCUGCAGAAAUUACUGUCACAUGAUCCCACAAAGCGACCUAAUGCUUCUGAAAUACUGGAGACUUUGAAGGAGUGGAAAAAUGUUGCAGUGAAAAAGGAACGAAGCACGUAUUAGAGCCCUUCUAAAAAAAGUAUCCUACUUUGGAUAUUCAAUUUUUCUGUAACUGUCUAAAAUCUUCUAGGGACUACCGAUGGUAUUUACCUUCUAUUUUAAAUUUUCCCUUAAUUUUUCACUACAUUUUAGGAAGAUUUGAAUUUUUUUUAACUUCAAAAGCAUUUGUACAUUUGCCUUAUUUUCCUGUUUUAUCUCCUUAUUAUAAACUUAGGGAAUCUCUCAAAUUUUUUCUAUCUAUUAGUGAAUCAAUCAAUUAAUAAAUGUUAAGUGUUCAUUCUUUCUGGGCCAAAAAACAUAAGAAGAUCUUUCCCUGUCUUAGAUAGCUAACCAGCUCAUUAAAGAAAUAUGAUAUUCAUAAAAAGAUAAGUGGUUUUUUGAUUUUGGAAAACAGUUUGGUCAGAUCUGGUUAGGCUGAAGGUUUAUAUACCCUCAAAGCCAUCAAUUCCAUUUCCAUGUGCAUGCCUACAAGAAUGUUCAUAGAAAGUCUGUUUGUAACAGCCAAAAGAACAAAAAAAAUGUCCAUCACAAGAAGAAUGGAUAAAUAAAUUGUAUUUUUUCACACAUUGUAAUACUAUAUAGCAGUGAAAAUGAAUGAAUGAUAAGCUAAAUAUAGUACCAUGAUUUAUCUCAUAGGAACAUAAUGUUCAACAAACAGCCGGUUACAGAAAAUAUAGACAGAAUGGGUCUCUUCACAUAAAGUACCAGAGAAGGCUAAAUGAAAUAAUUUUGUUUAGAAAUGCAAACAAGUGCGAUCCAACAAUAAAGGGAAAGAAAGGAAUAAGAAAUAUUAAAUCCCAUAGUGAUUCUCUGAGAAGGGACGGAAGUGUUGUGACGGGGUGGGGGGGUGAACUGCAAAGGUAACAAUUCACCAUUUUUUCUUAAACUGACUGUUGAGUUUACUACUGCUUACUGCCUAGUUAUUCUUUUUUUUUUUUAAAUCUUAAAUACAUUUUGUAUCUGUUAGAACACAGAUAUAAAAAUACAGCUGCGCUGGAAGGCAGGAGGUAAGCACAGAAAGUAGUCAAUGUGGAGAGGUUCAUGUGAGACUCCUUUCUACUUAACCUAUCAUGGUGCAGGGCUUAGGCCUGGCAUUCCAGUGAGACUUCAAGUAGGGGAGGGGUUUAACUGAGUAGAGAGGAACUGAAUGGGCUAGAGGCGUGGCUUGAGUUCUGAAGAGAUAUACCUGAGGAGCACUGGAUAUACUCAUUUAUUUCCCUGGAUUGCUGGAGGGAAUAGCAGAAGAUAAUUUGGGUGGCAUUCUGGAAGAACCUGAAAGUUGAUUUAAAUUUUAGAGCAACCAACUACCUUUCUAAAAUUGUCAUAUAAUUUUACAGUUUUUUAAAAAAAGAUUUUAUUUAUUUGACAGACAGAGAUCACAAGUAGGCAGAGAGGCAGGCAGAGAGAGAGAGUGGGGAGAAGCAAGCUCCCUGCUGAGCAGAGAGCCUGAGGCGGGGCUCAAUCCCAGGACCCUGAGAUCAUGACCUGAGCCAAAGGCAGAGGCUUUAACCCACUGAGCCACCUGGGUGCCCCAAUUUUACAGUUUUUAAAAUGAGCCAAAUUUAGGCUAAGCAGAAAACUAUAGAGAAAAUGCUUUUAUAAAGGUUUAUGGCUAUUUAAAAAAAUUUUUUUUAAAAGAUCUUAUUUAUUUGACAGACAGAGAUCACAAGUAGGCAGAGAAGCAGGCAGAGAGAGAAGAAGGGAAGCAGGCUCCCUGCUGAGCAGAGAGCCCGAUGUGGGGCUCAAUCCCAGGACCCUGGGAUCAUGACCUGAGCCAAAGGCAGAGGCUUUAACCCACUGAGCCACCCAAGUGCCUGGCUUAUGGCUAUUUCUAAAAAGUUACUAAAAGCAGUUAAUAUGGUUUUCAACUCCCAAAGGAGUAUAUGACAAAGGGAAGGUUUAUCGGUGAAUGCUAAAGCUAUUGGUUGAAAGGCUUUGGGGAACAAGAUCUUCACAGGAAUUAAGCAUAAUCCCACAGAUGUUAUAUCAGAAGGGGAAGAGGGGAAAUUCACCUUUGCAAUGGAAAGAUCUCAUCCUCUCCUCAAUAACCACUUGGUUAAAUCUAGCAUCACUGAAGGUGGGACAAACUAAUAUUAUGCCUCUCCUAAUGUGAUUGGUGUAAGAAUUAUACACUAUCACAUAUUUAGUUUUAUUGCCCAAGCAUUUUACUGAAAUUCAAUCAUGAAGAAAUUAUUAGACAAACCCUGAAUGAAGUCAUUCUAUAAGAUAAUUACUUUGGGGUUUUCAAAAAAAAAGCCAAUAUCAUUAAAAAAAAAAAAAAAGUAGAGGAAGUAUUCUAAGUAGUAA